This is a messenger RNA of Malurus melanocephalus (red-backed fairy wren), 1813 nucleotides long. RefSeq names its product cholinergic receptor nicotinic gamma subunit (gene CHRNG). The record is from RefSeq and is a predicted model, not a curated record. Gene Ontology annotation, cellular component: synapse; postsynaptic membrane; neuron projection. Gene Ontology annotation, biological process: monoatomic ion transmembrane transport; regulation of membrane potential; nervous system process. Gene Ontology annotation, molecular function: acetylcholine-gated monoatomic cation-selective channel activity; transmembrane signaling receptor activity. Lineage: Eukaryota; Metazoa; Chordata; Aves; Passeriformes; Maluridae.
AUGCCAGAGGAGCUUCCCAGCAAACGGGCAUCAACCCACCGGCAGGGGCAGUGGGUGGUCACCGGUCCCUCCCGGCCCCCAUGGCUAUUGGGAACAGCUGACACUGAGGGACAGCUGUCCUGUCCCAGCGGGCGCCAGGCCCAGAAGUCAGCACGGACGGGGGAGCGGAGCCCCAGCUCCAGCCCCUGCAGCACCGCCAUGCGUGGCCACGGCCUCCUCCUCAUCCUCUGCGCCCUCACAGGUGUGAGCUGCAGGAACCAGGAGGAGAAGCUGCUCCAGGACCUCAUGUCCAACUACAACCAGCAGCUGCGUCCGGCCCGGGGGGAUGAGAUCAUCGAUGUGUCCCUCAAGCUCACCCUCACCAACCUCAUCUCCCUGAAUGAACGGGAGGAGACCCUCACCACCAAUGUCUGGAUCGAGAUGCAAUGGGUGGAUUAUCGCCUGAGCUGGGACCCCGAGCAAUAUGACAACAUCCAGCUGCUGCGGGUGCCCUCCACCAUGGUUUGGCUGCCCGACGUCGUCCUGGAGAACAACAUCGACGGGACAUUCGAAAUCACCCUCUACACCAAUGUGCUGGUGUCCCCUGACGGCAGCAUCUACUGGCUGCCCCCCGCCAUCUACCGCAGCGUCUGCGUCAUCCACGUCACCUACUUCCCCUUCGACUGGCAGAACUGCACCAUGGUCUUUCAGUCCCAGACGUACAGUGCCAACGAAAUCAACCUGCUGCUGACCGUGGAGGAAGGCCAGACUGUGGAGUGGAUCUCCAUCGAUCCCGAGGCUUUCACAGAGAAUGGUGAAUGGGCCAUCAAGCACCGCCCCGCCCGCAAGAUCAUCAACUCAGAGCGCUUCACCCCAGAUGACAUCCAGUACCAGCAGGUCAUCUUCUACCUCAUCAUCCAGCGCAAGCCGCUCUUCUACGUCAUCAACAUCAUCGUGCCCUGUGUCCUCAUCUCUGCCAUGGCCGURCUCGUCUACUUCCUGCCCGCCAAAGCGGGUGGGCAGAAAUGCACCGUCUCCAUCAAUGUUCUCCUGGCCCAGACUGUCUUCCUCUUUCUGAUUGCCCAGAAAGUGCCUGAGACCUCCCAGGCUGUGCCUCUGAUCGGGAAAUACCUGACCUUCCUCAUGGUGGUGACAGUGGUGAUCGUGGUGAAUGCUGUCAUCGUCCUCAACGUCUCCCUGAGAACGCCCAACACUCACUCCAUGUCCCAGAGAGUGCGCCAGGUGUUCCUGUACCUCCUGCCCCGUUACCUGGGCAUGGCUGUGCCAGAGGAGACGCCAGGGCCACCACAAGCCAUCCGCAGACGCAGCUCCCUGGGGCUCAUGGUGAAAGCCGAUGAGUACAUGCUCUGGAAAGCCCGGACAGAGCUGCUCUUUGAGAAGCAGAAGGAAAGGGAUGGGCUGAUGAAAACYGUGCUGGAGAAGAUUGGACGUGGUCUGGAGAGUGGCAGUGCCCAGGAUUUCUGCCAGAGCCUGGAGGAGGCAGGUCCUGAGAUCCGCGCCUGCGUGGACGCCUGCAACUACAUCGCCAACGCCACACGGGAGCAGAACGACUUCAGCAGCGAGAGCGAAGAAUGGAUCAUGGUGGGACAGGUGAUCGACCGUGUCUGCUUCUUCAUCAUGGCCUCUCUCUUCGUGUGYGGCACCGUCGGCAUCUUCCUCAUGGCUCACUUCAACCAGGCACCUGCCCUGCCCUUCCCCGGGGAYCCCAAGCAGUAUCUGCCACAGUGAUGCCACAGGUGCUCACCAGCCCAGAGGUGGAGAUGGGGGAAAAGGGAACGUGGGGUGCUCACACUGUGCUGAACGUGGAAAUAAA